AUGGGGCUGCUGAUGGGGGACAGUCUGGCAUCCUUGGCCGUGGUCGUGGCCAUCUUCCUGCUGCUGGUGGACCUGAUGCACAGACGAUCACGCUGGGCUGCCCGCUACCCACCAGGCCCUGUGUCUUUUCCGGGCGUGGGUAACUUGCUGCAGGUGGACGUGAGGAACAUGCACCACAGCUUAGGCCAGCUGCGGCGCCGCUAUGGAGACGUGUUCAGCCUGCAGCUGGCCUGGACGCCCAUGGUCGUGAUCAAUGGAUUGGAAGCCAUGCGCGAGGCGCUGGUGGCCCGCGGUGAGGACACAGCUGACCGGCCACCUUUGCCAUUCGACCAGUAUCUGAAUUUCGGGCCACACUCACAAGGUCUGUCCCUAGCGCGCUAUGGACCCGCAUGGCGUGAGCAGCGGCGCUUCUCCGUGUCCACCAUGCGCAACUUCGGCCUGGGCAAGAAGUCACUGGAGCAGUGGGUGACCGAGGAGGCUGCCUGCCUCUGCGCUGUCUUCGCUGCACAGGAAGGACGACCCUUCAGCCCCAAUGUCCACCUGAACAAAGCAGUGACCAACGUGAUCUCCUGCCUCACUCAUGGGUGCCGCUUCGAGUACGACGACCCCACCCUCCUCAAGCUCAUGGAGUUAGUGGACAAAGCACUGACAGAUAACUCGAACUUUCUGCGCGAGGUGCUGAACGUGGUCCCGAUCCUCCUGCGUAUCCCAGUUCUGGCCAAGAAGGUUUUGGCGACCCAGAAGGCCUUCAUGGACCUGCUGGAUGGGCUGGUCGCCGAGCACCGGGAGACCAGAGACCGGACACAGCCGCCCCGGGACCUGACAGAUGUGUUCCUGGAUGAGGUGGAGAAGGCCAAAGGAAACCCCGAGAGCAGCUUCAACAAUGACAACCUGCGCCUGGUGGUGGCCGACCUGUUCUCUGCUGGGAUGGUGACCACGACAACCACGCUGGCCUGGGGGCUCCUGCUCAUGCUCCUGCACCCGGAUGUACAGCGCCGGGUCCAAGAGGAGAUCGACGAGGUGAUAGGGCAGGGCCGAGCCCCCGAGAUGGCCGACCAGGCCCACAUGCCCUACACCACAGCCGUGGUCCACGAGGUGCAGCGCUUUGGGGAUGUGGUACCGCUGGGUCUGCCUCACAUGACUCUCCGUGACACUGAAGUGCAAGGCUUCCUCAUCCCCAAGGGGACAAUGAUCAUCACCAACCUGUCAUCAGUGCUGAAGGACGAGACCGUCUGGAAGAAGCCCUUCCGCUUCCACCCAGAACACUUCCUGGACGCCCAGGGCCGCUUCGUGAAGCAGGAGGCCUUCAUGCCGUUCUCAGCAGGUCGUCGCGCCUGCCUCGGGGAGCCCCUGGCUCGCAUGGAGCUCUUCCUCUUCUUCACCAGCCUCCUGCAGCGUUUCAGCUUCUCCGUGCCCCCUGGACAGCCUCAGCCAAGUGACCACGGCAUCUAUAACUUCCUACUGAGUCCAGCCCCCUACCAGCUGUGUGCUGUGCCCCGCUAG
This is a messenger RNA of Elephantulus edwardii (Cape elephant shrew), 1503 nucleotides long. Its product is annotated as cytochrome P450 2D6-like. The record is from RefSeq and is a predicted model, not a curated record. Gene Ontology annotation, biological process: xenobiotic metabolic process; arachidonate metabolic process. Gene Ontology annotation, cellular component: intracellular membrane-bounded organelle; cytoplasm. The transcript is spliced from 9 exons. The coding region runs from base 1 to 1503 and encodes 500 amino acids. Lineage: Eukaryota; Metazoa; Chordata; Mammalia; Macroscelidea; Macroscelididae. Gene Ontology annotation, molecular function: iron ion binding; oxidoreductase activity, acting on paired donors, with incorporation or reduction of molecular oxygen, reduced flavin or flavoprotein as one donor, and incorporation of one atom of oxygen; heme binding.